CAACAGAAGUGGAACUAGCUUUUACCGGCUCGCAUCAAAAUGGAACAAAUGGAGUUUGAUGAAGUUGCAGUUUAUUUCUCGGAGGAGGAGUGGGGCUGUUUAACUGAAGAACAAAAAGAGCUUUAUAAGGAUGUGAUGAUGGAGAAUUACCAGACCCUCAGGUCUCUAGGAUAUGUUCCUGAGAAACCUUUACUUGUUACAAAGAUUGAGCACAGAGAGGAGCCGUAUGUGGGCACUUUUGCAAUUGUCAAAGGUGAUUCUGGAUAUUCUUGUCUUCCGUGGCUGUUCACACCCGUCAACAACCCAACAGUGGAAGAGUUGCGCUACAACGAGGCCCACAACUCACAACCCUUUGGCAUACUUAAGAGCCGUUUCUGAUGCUUGGACACUUUCGACGGGGUUCUUCAGUACGCCCCCUCCAAAGUCUCUUUUAUUUUCCUUAUCUGCUGUAUGUUACACAACAUUGCCAUUAACGUGCCUGAUAUAGAUCUGGAGAGCUUGGAUGUCCCCGAGUAUGAUAAUCAUUUAGCUCAUUACAGCUAUAUGAUGCAAGGGGAGUCCAAGCUCCAUCAGACUAUAUUCAGCCCGUUUUUGGCCAAUAAUGCUGUCUGGAUUGACUGUGUAACAUACAGUAUGUUAUUUUUCAAUAUUACUUUUAUUUACAAAAGAUGUUAAUUUUGGUUAUUGCGCAAUUAUUGGCUUUUAAAGUUUGUCAAUGAAUAUCUUGAAAAUAAAUAUAUUCAAAUAAUGA
Bombina bombina (fire-bellied toad) is the source of this 751-nucleotide messenger RNA. Its product is annotated as zinc finger protein 783-like. Bases 40 to 378 code for a protein of 112 amino acids. Gene Ontology annotation, biological process: regulation of DNA-templated transcription. The record is from RefSeq and is a predicted model, not a curated record. The transcript has 4 exons. NCBI's taxonomy places the organism in Eukaryota, Metazoa, Chordata, Amphibia, Anura, Bombinatoridae.